AUGGGUAUAUUCAGCAACCGCCUCCUGCUGAAACAUCACGACAUCCAAACCCCACCAGGCAAAGUACACGAUGCGUCUUCGCCUGAUUUUGAGAUCACAUUAGCUGACGAUCAAUAUUCAGAUCCAUCUCAUCCCAUAAUUAAACCGGUACCUCAGCCAGCGAUCGAUGAGCCAACGCAACAGGCUGCUCUCACCCAUUGGCUGUCGGAUCACUGUCAUUCGGAUGCUCUGCUGAGCCUACGAGGUUUCGCUUUGGAGUCUACUCCGAAACAGCGCAAGAAGAAGGGUGAAACCAAGACUGUUCCAUUUGAUCAAUUCCAUGCAACACCUGAUGCAAUACCUGGCUACGGGAUGAGAAAAGCCGUCGCUCUUGAUUGUGAGAUGGUCGAAUUAAAGGCAGGUCGCAUCGUGGUCGCUUUUCUGACCGCUAUCGACUUUUUCACCGGCGAGAUUCUCAUCAACCACCAUGUACAACCUACGGAGAGAGUUGUCCGGUGGAAUACCAGAAAGAGCGGUGUGACCCCACAGAGCAUGCGGAACGCCGUUAACAGGGGCGAGGCGCUGUUCGGUUGGCAGAACGCUCGUCGGAGAUUAUGGGAUUUCGUCGAUAGUCAAACGAUUCUCAUUGGACACUCUCUCAACAAUGAUCUCAAUGUGCUUGGUAUCUUUCAUCGUCACAUUGUGGAUUCUUCCAUCGUCACGGGCCAGGCUGUGUUUCAAGAUAGGAACCUGAGGCGCACUUGGGCACUGAAGACUCUGGCCAAAGAGCUGCUGGAAUACGAUAUCCAGGCAAGCAAGGCAGGUCAUAGUGCUCUGGAGGAUACCCAGGCAACAAGGGAUAUUCUCAUUUGGUGUUUCCGAUAUCCGGAGCGGCUGAAAACAUGGGCGGAUGAUAAUCGGAUCAAGGAAGAAGAGCGUUUCGCAGAGGAGCAGCGCAAAGCUGAGAUUCGGCGCAAGGAAAGGGAAGAGGCGAGGAAGAAGAAGGAGGUGAAAGAAGCAGCUCUGCAGAAGGAAGAUGUCGGUCUUGUUUCUGCACAUCCACCGGGGCAACAACCCGGCCCUGGGCUUCAAAACAACCCUAGUCUCGGCUCAAGUCCUUCCCAUACGGACCUUGAAAAUGGUCGGAAUCAACGACGACGGGGCAGAAAAGACCACACUAUGAUAUUCGCGUCUGCAAUCAGUGUUAGGGGGCCAUCCUCUUUCCUAUGA
Penicillium macrosclerotiorum is the source of this 1209-nucleotide messenger RNA. RefSeq names its product 3'-5' exonuclease. Gene Ontology annotation, cellular component: nucleus. Lineage: Eukaryota; Fungi; Ascomycota; Eurotiomycetes; Eurotiales; Aspergillaceae. The record is from RefSeq and is a predicted model, not a curated record. The transcript has a single exon. Gene Ontology annotation, biological process: rRNA processing; ribosomal large subunit assembly. Gene Ontology annotation, molecular function: exonuclease activity; nucleic acid binding. Bases 1 to 1209 code for a protein of 402 amino acids.